AAGAAUUGGCUGACGCACUUAGAGCCACAAGGGCCGUUCUAGCUGAAGAAGUUCAAGUUUUAUUCCUCUGGAGUCAAUGCGGCUAAUGAGUUCUGACGGCAUUUUUGGGGACUUUAUAAGACGUGUCCACGAUACAUGGCUGUUGAAAACAAGAACGGCGUUAAGCCUUGAUUAAACUCCAGAGGAGCAACGCGGACAAACCGCAAGACGUCAAGUCUGGGUGCGGAGGCGACCUCCGUUUAUUCAACGUGACAACCGGGAGAUGUUAGCAUUAGCACAUGGCACGUGAUUCAGUUCUCCAGCCUGAUUUGUACGAAAUAACAGUGUUAGCAAUGUUAGCAUCGUCAAAUGCUAUAAAGGUGUAAUAAUCAUUCAAGUGAAAACAUUCAAACGCCUAUCAUUAAUACAGAAGGACAAAAAAAUAUAACAAUGUAAAUAAAGAGGAUCGCAUUGAAUUAUAAAACCUCCCAGUGGAACAAAUAACAAAAAGGGAAGAGGAAGUGAACAACUUUAUAUUUAUAAUAGUCCUGGAGGACCCUGAACAAAAGAAGAAGAAAGUGAGGCGGAGCUGGAGGACCAAACCCCUCAUAAUGGACACAGAGGAACACGAGAAACAGUCAACAGUCAGGUACAGACAGACAAAUACAUUAAAGGACACAUUUCACAACUAUUAAUACAGACCCAGUUAUCCAGUCAGUGGUAGCUUGGCUUAGCUGCUGCUGAAAUCUUGCGCUACAGUGUCAAAUGAACGUUGCUAAACAAACGCAGCUCAAGGCAGAUAUGCAACAGUUGUGAUAACAGUAGCCAAGUCACACUUGGUGUCAACGCGCCAGCGGUGAUGGAUACUGCAGCCGUCCGUGUUCCGCCCCUAAACGCUGCCACCGCAUCCUAACCCCGGCUGGUUUCUCCAUCGCAGCUCUGCCUCCAUCCGGAGUGAACACUGAUUGAAAACAAUCUCACAUUUGAAGCCAAAUUGCAACACUGGCAUCAGAUAAGCCAGUACUGUAUGUCAGAUCUCCCAUGUAUGUUUGAAUAAAAUUCAGUUUGAGCCUCGAGAGAUACUAAAGAAGUUCAGAUCAGGGAUUUAGCAGCUCAGCUCGUCUGAUUCAGGAGUGCUUUUGGAGCCGUUCCCACCCGUCAUGUGUCAUGUCAUCUGCGUUUAACUCCCGUUUCGUCUCCCAGCGUCUCUCGUUCCUUUUGUGUGAACAUUGUUCUCUGAACUUUGCUUCUGUUCUGCACAUAAUUUAGUCGUGACCUAGAAUUUGUGUCGCUGUGGUGUUCCGUCGCCUUUCGUUUUAUGUCGAGGUUCAAUCUAAUCACAGGCUUGAUUGUGUUCACAGGAAAUUAUUAUUUUUUGAAUGGAGUACAUGAGUUGUGCUGGAACCAGUGGGAGGAUGUGGGAGUGGAUGGACGGCUGUCACACGACACCAUAGAGUUGUGUCCAGAAUCCCGUCCGGUUCAGUGUUUCAGAUCGCUGCCGAUGGUUAUUUUUCACAUUCCUUUUCGUUGCAAACAUUAAAAUUAUACAUUUUUUUAUUACUACUCAGGAGAAAGGACGGGUUAGUUUUAAAACAGAAACUAAAUUGCAAUUCCAUCUGUCAUUGUCUUUUCCCUUUUCUCAGCAAUGAUAAUGAAGAAAUUUCCUGUUAUUAUCCUGCUGUAUUGCACCAAAACUCUCUAAGUCUUAAAGAUACAGACCAGGCUCUGUUAUUUUUAACACUGUAACUGUUUUAUUAAUGCUGGAGGUUUACUGUUUCCCAUUUUUGUCUAAUCUUUACACAAUCCUUGUGUAUGACUCUAAAAAAUAACUUCAAAUAGCUUUUUCUCUUUCAUUUAGCUUAAUUAUUUAAAAAUAAUCAAAUGAAAACACUGUGCUCUUUCUUUUUUUUUUUUCCAUUUUCCAUAUUUCAUUUUUAAGUACUUGUAGCUUUGAUUACGUUCCUGAAGGACAAAAAUGUUUCUUGUAUUUGAUUUUAGUUUCUGUUCAUUUAACCCCAACCCGAAGAGAUUCCCACAAAGACAAAACGGCAAUUCUAAAGUUUUAUUGGCAUGAAAUAAUAAAGGAUUUUUGCAACAAACAUGAAUGUGCAGUUAUAUGAUGAGGAUUAGAGACGUCUUCCCCCCCCCACAACAAGACACUGGUGGUGGAGUGGAGGUUGAAGGAAGGAAUGUAGGAAGCCUGAUGGAGCUGGGAGGAUGAGGGUGGAGAAGGGGCGGAGGCCAGUUGAAGCUCAACGGGGAGCAGAUGGAGCCCUGGGUGGAGGGCCUUAUAAGAAAAGGCUGGCAUGGUGAUUGGCUACACCAAGGCGUGGCUCGAUGCCGAUGGGCUGCAGCUGAGGAGAGUGACGAUGCAGGCCUCGUUGCUGCGGGACCGACUGACACGUUUCCGUCCUCUCUGUAGAAUCCAGAGUUCCUCCAAUGGCAUAGUGGUGAGAUCUACACAUUUCACGGUUCCGCUGAUUGCCAAAAAGAAAAAAACGGGAUCAAAGUUUGCCGACAUGCUGUGACAAUCAGGUGUGCUGGAAGGGAGUCGGCGGGGAAAAUGUCUGCCUGCACUCUGCAGAUGGAGGGUUGAAGUGCCUGGGAACUUUUAUCGGCUCUGGAAGACUUCUACCUCGGUGAUUGUGUGUGUCCAAGGUUGUGCGGUUUGCAAGACAAGGCCAGUCAUUUGUCUUGACUCCAUGGGCUGAGAACGGGCAAGCCGAGGGGACGGGACGAGCAAAACCCUCUAUCAAGACCUGAUCUAUUUUCACCAACAGUUUAGUGUAUUCAUGAGGUUACACUAAUGUGGAGGCAGCAAAAUUACUGUAAUCAGUUGAAACAGCGAGUGUGCAUCCAUCGCUACGAUCAUUUGGAGAUAAUCUAUCAGCCCGACGUCUAUGUAACGAGGAAAGGGGGGCACUAAAUUACUGUCGAGUUUCACUGAGAAGUCCAUGAUUAUUGGAUAAGGGAGUUUGGUCAGUGACAAUUCACAUCCUCUGAAAUCCUUUUUCUUUUUUUUUGUACCUGACAAAAGGAGGCGAGCCUCCGGUCCAGGAGGAUAAUCCGAGCAUGGAGGUUAGGUACAACCAAGAGACAGAAGCGAUGGUACUGAAGAACAGACUAAAGGAGGGAAAGGACAGUAAAGAUUCCCAAGGCAACCUAUCCAAAGGCUUCCUUAAGGAACAGCAGGAUUCCUUUUCACCGUCUGGGAACAUGGACAACUGUGAGAAGAACAGGGGGAACGCGGGGGAUCCCGACUACUGUCGGAGAAUCCUUGUCCGAGAUGCUAAAGGCUCUAUCCGAGAAAUCAUCCUGCCAAAAGGUUUGGAUCUGGACCGGCCAAAGCGAACGCGCACCUCCUUCACUGCAGAGCAGCUUUAUCGCUUAGAGAUGGAGUUUCAGAGGUGUCAGUAUGUGGUUGGGAGGGAGCGGACCGAACUGGCCCGUCAGCUCAAUCUCUCUGAAACUCAGGUAAAAGUGUGGUUUCAGAACCGCCGCACAAAGCAGAAGAAGGACCAGGGGAAGGACUCGGAGUUGCGCUCGGUGGUUUCGGAGACGGCCGCCACGUGCAGCGUGCUCAGACUGCUGGAGCAGGGGCGGCUGCUGACUCCGCCGGGCCUGCCGGGCCUCCUGCCCCACUGCGGCUCUGCCCUGCGCCCCCCCUCCAUCGCCAUGGCCAGCAACAGCAGCAGUAGCAGCAGCAGCAGCGGAGGCAGCACUGGGACGGCUGGCGGCAGCCCUCCGCUGCCUGCCGUCACCUCGUCAGGGACGGUGGCGGGGCUGCAGAGCCCGCCGUCCGCUCACGGCUUUUUCAGCUUCCCAAUGCCGUCCAUUCUCAGUGGCGUGGCCACCCGCAUUUCGUCCAAUCCCCUCUCCAUGGCCGGCUCGCUGGCUGGCAACCUGCAGGAGCUUUCUGCACGCUACCUGAGCUCCUCUGCCUUUGAGCCUUACUCGCGGACCAAUGGCAAAGAAUCCAUGGACAAGAAGACUCUGGAAUGAUGGUUUGUGGUUUUGCUCUCGUACGGAUUCCUGUUUGCUUCUGGAAGCGUUUCAUUAGUUUUAUUAGCUGUUCCCAUCUUUGUUUGGUUUUUACCAAGUGUCUGUCAUUUGUCAGUGUCACCUUCUCUAACAAGCUUAUGUAUUCCUGCACAUCUGGCACCUUGUACAAGGAGCGAAGGAGGAACCAAGAAAACAAACGACAUUCGCUCGCCAAACAAAAAACGGAUGUCAGUGAAAGGACUUUGCACAAAUCUUCACACAAAUAUUUAUACGGAAACAGAAAGGCAGGGUGAGUUGGAUGCAAAAAAUCUUUACUUUUUUUUUUUUGGUUAAAGAAAUGAUCUCUCUGCCACACAUUCUGAAUUAACACAGCCAGUCUGAAGCAUAAAAAGGUCCAGGCCAGUUAAAGCAAGCGCUUUACGCUGCUGCACAGCAGCAAAGUCUUAGACAGGCAGUAGAAUAUUUAAGGUAAUUGGCACUCUAUCUAAACUGCGUUUCACCCGUCGGAAUUGUUGGUUCGAUGCAGCACGUCGCGGCGAGAAGACGCAGGGCAGAAAUAGCCGAGCAGCGAAGCAGCUUGUGUGAUCUAGUGAGCCCAUCGGAGCGUUUAAAACCUAUUUGCGGAGGCGCGAAUGAAUAAAACGGGAGUUUCUGAGGGAGGAGGAAAGCGCCUGUGAGUGAAAGCUGCUGCACAGCCAGUCUCAAACUCAUAAUCCAGCGCUUUUGACGCACAGACGCAGCUUGGGUUUUCUAAUGCUUCAGGAUGAACCAGCUUGUAGAGACAAUGUGAUCAUGUGGAAUGUUCACUGUUAUUUUUCUGUUUUGUGACGAUUUCAACAGCAUUACUCUUCUCUGCUGAAUUUUUGCCACCAGAAAUGCAGUAUGCCUAUUAUUAUUAUUAUUUCCCCCCACCCUUUUGUUUUUGUAAAUGCUAUUUUACCCCCCACUGUGUUCCUGAGAUUAAUGCAGGUGUGUGUCCUGUGCCAGAUGACAGGAGCAGACACACACACCUGAGAGGAGACAAUGUAAGCGGCGUCGUUUUGGAGGAAAGGUUUCCGACAAUACAGUUCCAUCUCCUGUCUUGAAAAGAAAAAAAAAAAAACAAGCAAAAAAUAAAGUUGAAGUUCAGACAAGAGAGUGAAUGCUACUGCUGUUGUGUAAAAACACCGAUUGAGAAUUGUACCAUAAAGUUGUUAUUUUAUUGUAAAAUAUCGACAUCUGUAAUUAAUUGAUGAUUUGUAUAGCUGGGGAAAGUAAUGUAUGGAUGAAUGUUUUAGCGUGGUUGAUAAACCAAUCUAAAGGUUAUUGGUGCUGUUGUUGUGAAAUAUCUUAAACAUUUGUGAAACGUGUUUUAAACAAAUGUGCCUAUAUGAUA
This is a messenger RNA of Xiphophorus maculatus (southern platyfish), 5356 nucleotides long. RefSeq names its product ventral anterior homeobox 1 (gene vax1). The transcript is spliced from 6 exons. Gene Ontology annotation, biological process: regulation of DNA-templated transcription; neuron differentiation; brain development. The record is from RefSeq and is a predicted model, not a curated record. Bases 3052 to 3981 code for a protein of 309 amino acids. Gene Ontology annotation, molecular function: DNA-binding transcription factor activity, RNA polymerase II-specific; DNA binding. NCBI's taxonomy places the organism in Eukaryota, Metazoa, Chordata, Actinopteri, Cyprinodontiformes, Poeciliidae.